AGCAAGACUUGUAGGAGCACAACAAAUCUCUGUCAACACUGAACACUGAGAGGAUGGGUUCUCAUAAAAGCAGCAAUGGAGAAAAUUGCCUUUCCAUUCCAUGUGAAUCUCCAAAUAUCGAACAGUUGGAGGACAUGUUACAUGAAGGUCAGCUUUCAUGUAAUCAUGUUGAUGAAGUCUGGCCCAAUUUAUUUCUGGGAAACAUGUAUAUGUCUCAUGAUAGAUAUGGUCUUUGGAGACUCGGUAUUACCCAUGUUCUGAAUGCUGCUCAUGGUAAAAUGUGUUGCAAAGGAAGUGAUGAUUUCUAUGGCACAACAGUGAAGUAUUAUGGAGUGGCAGCUAAUGAUCUUCCUACAUUUGACAUGUCAGUUUUUUUCUACCCUUCAUCAAAAUACAUUCAUCAGGCGCUCAGCACUGCAGGAGCCAAGAUUUUUGUACACUGUGCUGUUGGAGUGAGUCGCUCUGCGACCCUGGUCUUGGCUUAUUUAAUGAUCUAUCACGAUUACACAUUGGUGGACGCUAUCCAGAAAGUUAAAGAGAAGAGAUGGAUUUUUCCAAAUCGAGGAUUUCUUAGGCAGCUUAUAACCCUGAAUUCCAAAUUACAAAGAAAAUCUCAGAAUGAGUGACUUUGACAUACAGAAGACU
Messenger RNA from Electrophorus electricus (electric eel), 645 nucleotides. Its product is annotated as dual specificity protein phosphatase 13A family protein. Gene Ontology annotation, molecular function: protein tyrosine/serine/threonine phosphatase activity; MAP kinase phosphatase activity. Gene Ontology annotation, biological process: negative regulation of MAPK cascade; protein dephosphorylation. Gene Ontology annotation, cellular component: cytoplasm. The record is from RefSeq and is a predicted model, not a curated record. Lineage: Eukaryota; Metazoa; Chordata; Actinopteri; Gymnotiformes; Gymnotidae.